Messenger RNA from Perca flavescens (yellow perch), 2704 nucleotides. RefSeq lists its product as uncharacterized. The record is from RefSeq and is a predicted model, not a curated record. NCBI's taxonomy places the organism in Eukaryota, Metazoa, Chordata, Actinopteri, Perciformes, Percidae. The transcript is spliced from 13 exons. Bases 380 to 2704 code for a protein of 774 amino acids.
UGCCCGAGUAGUGUGGAUACAAGGCCUAAACAUAGCAAUAAAUAUGCGUUUUUAAGGAAAACACUAUUAAAGUGGAUAUAGUCCAAGAAAGACAACAGUUUUACAGCAGCAUUGAGCAUGUUCCUGCUAUCAAAGAGAGCUUUACAGUGACGAUAUGAUCACUUACCUCAGGAUCCAGGAACAUAGGAAGGAAGCAGGAACGUAAGAAGGAUCCAGGAACGUCAAACAACAACAAUUUGACGGCAAAGAGGUUGAGGCUCACGAAAGUGACAGACGUCGCAUCAUAGACAGAGAUAAAGUGCACGGAGUUUUUGUCGAUAUACGGUGUUUUUUCAACUGUUCUGUCGUCUUACAAGCUGUCAACUUAUCAAACGAGAUAAUGAAGAAGACAACCAACUUCUUUCCCGGAAAGACUAUGGUGUCUUUCAGGAAGGGUCCAUCAGGCCAUCUGCGGCAUGAUCCCUCUGACGAGGCCAUGCGGAUCAAAAAGAACCCUUCUCUUCAGGACAAGUCUCCCCCUCAGAGACAUGACCUUGUGAAGACCAAUGCUCUCACUGUGGUCUUUGAGCGGGGAGGAGAUGUGUCUGACCGACUGGAGGUGAUGGGGGAGUAUGUGCUGCAGUUUGGAAAGUACAAGGGUAAAUUGUUUAGGUGGCUCCUGGAAAAUGAUGUUGGCUACACCAUCUACCUGAUGAAAAAGGUAGAGGAGGAGGAGAGAGAUGGGACCUUCAACCCUCAGGGACACAACAAGGACAGCCUGCUGUCAUUUCUGGACUAUGCCAGGAGCUUCCAGUUAAUUAGGGACCUCAGGGAGUAUCUAGCUUCCAGGCUGCCUGCGCCACCAGUGGCAUCAGAGGGUGAAAAUACUGUCGGCUUUGGAGCCAGGGCAAAGGACACCUGGAGGCAGAUCUGGGAGAGCAGGGCAGAUGGAUAUGCUGCCUUCAUCGUAGGAGUAAAGUGCAUCAAAAACAGCAAGAUGUACAACCUGCAGCAGUACAUCCUCAAGCAGCAGAGGGCUGAGUCUGGGGAGUCCUGUCCACCACCUGCAGGAGUCUCCACUACAUCAGCUGCCCCUACACCGCCUACAUCUAGCAUUCUAGCGAUGGAGGAAGACGAGGAGUUGGAGAGGGGGAUGCUGAAUCUGUCUCCCUAUAAAUUUGCCACUGAACUAAGACCAGCAGCAGUCUCCAGAGCCCCGGCUGUGUCUCCACCAACAGCACACAGGACGGAGCCAACAGCGACGGUUUCCAGACCUGCCGAGCCUGAUGACUCCUCUGGGAUUGUUGCUUCUGUGAAAGCCACGACAAAGGCCCCGCUGCCGGUCCCUCCUCAGCUGCUCGCCCUCGCCCCACAGCUUGGGGUAGAAGAACAGGCGCCUAAUGUGUUGAGACAAAAGCCUGGGAUAACAUCAGCUCCAUUUCUUCCUGAAGAGUUACCAUCAGUGGAAGCACAGAGAGACACUGUCCCUGAUGAAGCUCUGCCAAGUCCAGCACCAUCUGUCCCUUUAGAUGUGCCACACCAGCCUGCAGCCUCUGUCCCUGGCUAUGCUCAGGAUGUAGCGCAGUGGAACUGCUCCCACCAGCAGAAAAUUUGGAUGAAGACUGAGCUGGAGACGUUGGGGCUGUGGCCGGGGUCACGUCCUGUAGCUUCUUCUGGCAUUGGAAGGCCAAGAGUUAUCAUUGGCACCAGCGGCCAGUACUAUAUUUUAGCCUCACGGCUCACCUGCAAGGCCUGUAGGAAGUACUGGCAUGCUGACAAGCCCCAGUGGCUGGAGAAGCUACCAGAGCGCUUCAGCAACAUUGUUCCGGCUUUCCUAACUCACAAAAAGGCCAUCUGCAAAUCAGUAAUGGAUGAGAUGAUGAGCGGCAGAUCACCGGAGGACAUGGCUAAGCAGCUGACGGAGGCACUCCACCUUAAAUAUGAGAAAGCCCACCUGGCCUACCUGCUCAGUGUGCAGAACAUCAGGGAUGCUGAGGCAGGAGUUUACGGCCAGAGAACCAUCACUGGGCUUCUCAGACAGGCAGACACCCGGCUCCAUUCGGUGGCUACUCCGAUGCUGACGGCUGGUGUGGAGUGUCUAUUUCUUCUCACUACCUGGUCGACUGCCUGGUCCGACUGCUGUGCUGCCUUCACGGUCCUGGACCCUGGUCAUCAGGAGCACCUGCUGUGGGACUGCUGGAGGACAUCAGAGGCCACCGUGGCGAAGGCGACCUCUGGCAACCUCGCCAACAACAGUGCCUCGAGGAGCAAGUUUAACAAAGACAUCAGCAUCAAGUUAGACUUGUUUCACUGCAUGAGGCGCUUUACCAGGGAGUGUGUGUCUGAACAUCACCCUCUGUUCAGCUCCUUCUGCCAGUUCCUCUCUGCAGCAUUUGUUGUGGUGGACCAGAGGGAUCUACAAAGGCUCACAGAGGCAUACACCUUCUGUGGAAUCUCUCCUGCAAAUCAGACAAAGCAGCACAUAAGAGAGCACUGCAGGACAAGGGUGCCACAGCCGAGGGAGCUGCUGCAGAGGGUUGAAGAUGUGUUGCACCACUUCUACCUGGCAAAGGACGCCAAUGAUGUGCCCCUGUUUAUGGCCUCCAUGCUGAAGUUGUGGAGGAUCCAACGCGUCCACAUCCUGAGAGGCUGCCUGAGCGACCCUGACGUCGGGGAGGGAAUUCUCUACAGGAGGGCUUCCACUUUCACCAAGCCCAGUGGGUGA